UGGGUGGCUGAAUCGUCGAUCCGCAUUACUGAUAAUUAUUAUAUUUUACAUAAAUAUUUUGUUAGUUACCUAGUUAGUCUCUAUUUAUUCAUAGCUUGUAAAACAUAUUAUAAAAGUUAGUUAGGUACCUAGUUUGAAAAAAAACCAAAUAAUUCUCUAAAUUUUGCAUUAUAAUUUUUUUAUCUCCUACGAUAUAUUGAAACUAUUCGAUUUUUAAAUAAAUAGUUGAAGUUAACAAUAAAUUUUGACACACAUUUUUUAGUUAUCAUCAUGUCAAAACCCCAAUUGCUUGUUGCCAUGAGUUCUGUCCCAGAUCUCGCUAUUGAUUUACUUCGUGAAAGAUUUGAAGUGGAAGUAUUUGAUUUCAAACAAGCUAGUAAAGAAGAAAUUUUAAAUAAAGUACAUGGAAAAUUUGGAAUAUUUUGUUCUCCGUGGCACGAAAUUGACGAAGAAUUAAUUAAAAAUGCUGGCUCGAGUCUAAAGGUUAUUGGAACCAUGUCUGUUGGAUAUGAUCACGUUGAUUUGAUUGCAAUGAAAAAAUAUGGUGUACGUUUAGGGCACACGUCAAAUAUUUCAUCUGAAGUAAUAGCAGAAACUACAAUUGGGUUGUUGAUAGCAACAGCGAGGCGGUUUUUCGAAGCAAACCAUGCUCUGAUAACAGGUGAAUGGAAAGAUUCAGACAUUUUUUGGAUGUGUGGAAGAAGUAUAAGAAAUUCUAUUGUUGGUAUUGUUGGAUGUGGCAACAUCGGGAUAUCAAUUGCUAAAAAGCUAAACUCAUUUAACAUUUCCCAGUUGCUUUACACUAGUAGAGGAGAAAAACCUGAAGCCAAAAAUCUUGGUGGAAAAUUAGUCACAAUCGAUGAGCUUGUUGAACAAAGUGACUUCAUAAUUGUUUCUGUUGCACUAAAUGAAGAUACAAAGUAUAUCAUAAACCGAAAACGCAUUGCCAAAAUGAAGUCUCACGCCGUGUUAGUGAACAUUGGUCGUGGAGAACUAAUUGACCAAGAUGCACUUAUUGAAGCAUUACGAGAAAAUAGAAUUGGAGGUGUGGGUCUAGAUGUCAUGACACCAGAACCGUUACCGCUUGAUAACCCUUUAAUAAAAAUGACCAAUGUUGUGUUGUUGCCACACAUUGGGAGUUCUUCCAUUGAAACAAGAACAGAAAUGGCAGUAGUCACUGCCAAAAAUAUAAUUGCUGUUUUGGAUAACUCCGCAAUGACAAAAGAAGUACAGUUGUAGCUUAUAGUUAUAAUAUACUAAACAAAAUGUAAUUGAAAAUUCAAAAACUUUAUAAGGCUAAGUGUUUUAGUUAUAAUUAAAUCGAUUGAAAAUUCUUAAAUAUAAUAUUUUCUUUAGUUUUUAGUAUGACAUUAAUUGUGUAGGUAAUUACUAAUUAAAACCAAUUUAUACGUUUUUACUGUAUGUAUCAUUAUUAGGGUUCUUGAAAAAUUAUCGAUUCCGGUUCUUAUUCGGUUCCAAAAUAUUCCCCCUUGGUUUUCGAUACCGGUUCUUUUUUAAGAAAAAAUUUUAAAAUUAAGAUAAUAAAUAUACCAUAUGAUACUAAAAUGUAUAAAGAAUUUAAACUACUAUUAAUUAAACCAGAAUAAUAAUUAAUAUUUAAAUGUAAAACAAAAUUUUACUACAGUAUUCAGCUUAUUAAAAAUUUAAAAACAAUUAUAAAAUAUAAGUUAUCAGUCGGCUUAUAAGUUAACAUAACUUAUCGCAGUAUUAUAUAAACCGAUACCGAUAAAAAUAUGUACAAGAACCGAUAGGUUAGGUUAAUCCUAUCGAUUCCUUCGGCUCCUAAAAAAUCAAUGAAACCGAAGAACCGGCCCAUUCCUAAAUUAUAGUUAUUAUUUUAUUAAUCAAUAGUAAGUACUAUAAAAGCAUGAACUUUAAAAUGAACUAAUUAUGUAUAAUAAUAUUUAUAAUUAUGAUGAUAAUAAUAAAUAUAAGUUACGUAAAAUAGUAAAACGAUAAACUAUAUAGGUACGUACAGUAAAAAGUACAGUGCGAUAAAGUGUGUGAAAAAAAAUGUACACCAAAUUAAUUGAACAAGGAGAUAUGAAGGUAAUACCAGCAAAGAUAAGAUAGGUACAGUAUAUUAUAGUUGUAAUUACAUAGGUAUAUAUAGUACGUUGGGAAUCGUCGAAUAACUAGUGUAUAUUAUGCUUCGUUUAUGUCAGCGAGCUUAUAAUGUUAUUGUUUCAAAUAACCGAGUUAAUGUAUCAAUAACGUGAUUGCAUCAAUUUUUAAUUUAUUUAUUUAUUUAUUUUGUUUCUACUACAAUUCACCAAAAUAUACGCCAAAAGCGGUCAUAAGAAAUCAUCAUGAUCUUUAUCCACCGGGCCGAGUUUUUUAUUUUGUAAUGUUGAUAAUGCUUAUUGUUUUAAAUAACCAAGGCGUGUUGUAUCAAUAAUGUGAUUAUAUUAUCAUUCACCUCUUUA
Messenger RNA from Aphis gossypii (cotton aphid), 2447 nucleotides. Its product is annotated as glyoxylate reductase/hydroxypyruvate reductase-like. The coding region runs from base 271 to 1239 and encodes 322 amino acids. Gene Ontology annotation, cellular component: cytosol. NCBI's taxonomy places the organism in Eukaryota, Metazoa, Arthropoda, Insecta, Hemiptera, Aphididae. The record is from RefSeq and is a predicted model, not a curated record. The transcript has 7 exons. Gene Ontology annotation, molecular function: NAD binding; hydroxypyruvate reductase [NAD(P)H] activity; hydroxypyruvate reductase (NADH) activity.